AUGGUUUUUCUGACACGUUUUUUGCAGCUUCCAAAGAAAAUUCCAAGGAAGUUCUUAAGGGCAGGAUUUCUUGAUACCCUACAUUUACGAGUUAGAGCAGGUACAGGAGGUAUGGGUUUCCCGAAAUACGGUGGAGUUGGUGGUCGAGGUGGAGAUGUUAUUGUUGUAGCUACUGAGGAAUUCUCAUUACACCACAUUGCUGAAAAAUAUCGUGACAGAAAAAUUAUUGCUGGUCAUGGCAACAACAGUGAAGCGAGAGGUGAAGUAGAUAAACCGAAUUCAAAGUUAGUGGUAGCUCGUGGAGGAGUUGGUGGAUGCCCAGAGACAGGAUUCAGUGGGCAAAAAGGACAAAAUCAUGUAAUAACUCUUGAUUUAAAAUUAAUUGCUGAUGUUGCUCUAGUAGGUUUUCCCAAUGCCGGUAAAAGUACUCUUUUAACAUCAGUAUCAAAUGCUAGACCAAAAAUUGCUGACUACCCUUUUACAACAAUUAGACCUAAUUUAGGUAUCAUGAAUUAUCCCGACCUAAGAAAAAUAUCUGUAGCUGAUUUACCGGGACUUAUUGAAGGAGCUCACGUUAAUAUUGGGAUGGGUCACAAAUUCCUAAAACACUUGGACAGAACAAAGCUACUUGUUUUUAUUGUUGAUGUCCAAGGGUUCCGUUUAUCACCUCGACACAGUUAUCGUGACUGCAUCGAGACAGUUUUUCUGCUGAAUAAAGAGAUAGAACUUUACAAUGCAGAUUUGCUAGAUAGACACGCUAUUCUUUUAGUUAAUAAAAUGGACACUCAAGAUGCUGAUAAAAAAUUCAAAGAAAUAGAAGCAAUGUUACGAGAUCUAAAUACAGUAGCACGCGAGAUUCCUGAAGAAAUAAGGCCUGAUAGAAUAAUUGAAUUCGAUGAAAUUCUUUCGACGUCAUUGGUUACUAACAGAAAAGAACAAUCUGCGAUAAUUAAAGAACGAAUACGGUUUCACCUUGAUAGAAUAGCCAAAAUUGAAGUUCAGCGAAAUGAAGAGAUACGCGCUGAAUUAGAGUUGUAUGAAAAACUUAAAUCUGAAUCACGAACACAUGCCCCAACGAUGGUUUAG
Cotesia congregata is the source of this 1086-nucleotide messenger RNA. NCBI's taxonomy places the organism in Eukaryota, Metazoa, Arthropoda, Insecta, Hymenoptera, Braconidae. The record is from the annotation of a GenBank genome assembly.